This is a messenger RNA of Cyclopterus lumpus (lumpfish), 1420 nucleotides long. RefSeq names its product tropomodulin 4 (muscle) (gene tmod4). Gene Ontology annotation, cellular component: myofibril; striated muscle thin filament. The coding region runs from base 235 to 1257 and encodes 340 amino acids. Gene Ontology annotation, molecular function: tropomyosin binding. The transcript is spliced from 10 exons. Lineage: Eukaryota; Metazoa; Chordata; Actinopteri; Perciformes; Cyclopteridae. Gene Ontology annotation, biological process: muscle contraction; myofibril assembly; pointed-end actin filament capping. The record is from RefSeq and is a predicted model, not a curated record.
GUCAGUCAGUAUGCCUGUUUCAGCAUAGCAGAGAGAGAGAGAGAGAGAGAGAGAGAGAGAGAGGAGGGGGGGGAGAAGAAAAAAAAAGAAGUAACUUUCUCUGGUUUCUGACUGCAGGCUCUGCCUUGCCGAGGGGCUUCAUCACUGCGCUUCAGUGAAGUGCCCUCUCCAGGUGUGUGCAGCGGUGUGUGUGAGAGUGUGUGUGUGUGUAUGUGAGCCGGAGCCUCAGGAGCCAUGUCGGACCCCCGGGACAUCGACGAGGAUGCCCUCCUCAAGGGCCUCAGCGCCGCGGAGCUGGACCAGCUGGAGAACGAGCUGCUGGAGAUGGACCCCGAGAAUGCCAUGCUGCCCGCCGGCUUCCGGCAGCGCGACCAGACGAAGAAAGGCCCAACGGGGUCGUUCGACCGCGACGCCCUGCAGCAGCACUUGGAGAAGGAGGCCCUGGAUCACGAGGACAGGGAUGACCUGGUGCCCUUCACUGGGCAGAAGAAAGGAAAGACCUUCGUGGCCAAGGAGGCGGCGGAGAUCCCCGGCCACGAGCAGGUGAUGCUGGAGCCGGAGCUGGAGGAGGCGCUGAAGAACGCCUCCGACGCCGAGAUGUGCGACAUCGCAGCCAUCCUUGGAAUGUACACGCUGAUGAGCAACAAGCAGUACUACGACGCUCUGGGCACCACGGGAACCAUCGCCAACACGGAGGGCAUCAACAGUGUCGUGAAGCCCGAUCCGUUCAAGAUCUUCCCCGAUGAGCAGCCCAACCCCACCAACGUGGAGGAGACCCUGGAGAGAAUCCACAACAACGACAGCAGCCUGAGCGAAGUCAACCUCAACAACAUCAAGGACAUUCCCAUCCCGACGCUGAAGGAGAUCUUCGAGGCGAUGAAGGGGAACUCUCACGUUGAGUCUCUGAGCAUCGCCGCGACCCGCAGCAACGACCCCGUGGCCUACUCCUGUGCUGAGAUGCUGCAGGAGAACACCAGCUUGCAGAGUCUUAACGUCGAGUCCAACUUCAUCACUUCUGACGGCAUGAUGGAGAUCAUCAAAGCCAUGAACAGCAACGCCACGCUGGUGGAGUUCAAGAUCGACAACCAGAGGCAGAAGCUGGGAGACUCGGUUGAGAUGGAGAUCGCCUCCAUGCUGGAGAACAACUCCAGCAUCCUCAAGUUCGGGUACCACUUCACUCAGCAGGGUCCCCGCGCCAGGGCUGCCAUGGCGAUCACGCGGAACAACGACAUGAUUCGCCAGCAGAGGUUGAGAUGAAGACGGGCGAGCAGAAGAAGAACCGAUCCUCACCAGAAGAACCCGGGUCGCGACCCGAACCCACUAACAGCCAUUUCAUUUCAUUUAAGAGAGCUAUUUUAUUUUUAUUUUUUUUGUAGACUGCUGAAUUCAUCAUAAAGGCAUGUGUAGGUCACAAGCAACA